This is a messenger RNA of Staurois parvus, 279 nucleotides long. NCBI's taxonomy places the organism in Eukaryota, Metazoa, Chordata, Amphibia, Anura, Ranidae. The record is from the annotation of a GenBank genome assembly.
GACACCGCUCCUGUCUCCGGCGAUGUGUGGGCGGGAUAUGCUGCCCCUGUCACCGCCUCCUCGCCGCUGAUUGGCCACCAGAACUGUAGCUCAGGAGAGGCACACAGGCGGCCAAUCACCGGCGAGGAGGUGGAGCUUGGAGAGGAGGAGCCGAGCGGCAGAGCGCGCAGAUCGAAGAAGAUCGAGGGAGAGAAGGAAGACAGCUGACAGGUAAGCUGUAGAUGGGAGAGGGAGAGAGCGAGCCCAGGCUGGAGCAGGGGUCAGCAAGGUAAGUAUCAU